This is a messenger RNA of Seminavis robusta, 2313 nucleotides long. The record is from the annotation of a GenBank genome assembly. Lineage: Eukaryota; Bacillariophyta; Bacillariophyceae; Naviculales; Naviculaceae.
AUGGAGCGGCAACAUCAGGACGAGCAACAGCAAGAGUCGGAGGAGAUGGAUGGGAAGGAAAGCAACAAUGGAGACUUAUCGAUGCCCUGCGACCAGCCACUGCUGUCCGGCAUGGAUACAGAGAAUGGCACAGCUGCCGUCGGCACCGAGAUUACCACAACAUUGGUGAACGAGAAAGACAUGGUACUAAAGGGUGGAGUGACUCAGCAUCUAGAGCACUUGUGGCAGCAACAGCAGCACCUUCGCCAACAGGCACAUGGUCAAGACUGGCAACAGAAAUCAGAGACGGAUGCAGGAAAAGCCACAACUGAAGAAUCAAAAGACAACGAGACCAAGUUAAAGAGUGGAGUGACCCAACAUCUGGAGGAUCUAUGGCAACAGCAACAGCAACAGCAACAGCAGCAGCAGCAGCAGCGAGAGCAAGGUACAGAAGCUGCCACCCCCGCCGACGCUCAACACCUGGAGUAUGCGGGGCAGAAACACCAACAGCAACGCGAGCAAGCAGGAGACCAAGUACAGGACAUCUACAGCACAGCCCAAGGUCAAGCGCCACCGAAUCCACCAGAAUUAGUCUUUCAGACUGACGCUUCUGCCGUUCCUUCUACCGCCAAUUUUCCGGACAACCCGCCCACCGAAAGCAGCCCCAUGCCAAGCGGUCUCCGCGAGUCAGAAGAUGCCCUCCUGCAACUGUGCAAACUGCAAGAGGUACAACUUUGUACCGGAAUAUCAACGGGAGACAUCCGGCCACAAGGCGUUACCACUGCUAAGAUUGACUCGGCUACCGGGGCAAGGAGUAUGCCUACUCAACCUUUGCCGGAAACAACAACCGCAAGCACCUCGAAUGCGGGAGUAGUCGAAGAACCAAGGCCGGGUGCUUAUCCUGUGAGAGGCAUUGGAGCAUCCGAGAACGACGAUUCGGUGCUAAUGACGUAUGUGUCUGCGGCGAUGGAGAUGGAACAAGAGCCCCGUAUCUUGUCCGCCGAAGAAGAGUUCCGUUUGUCCGCCGAAUUGGUGAUCGAAGACGAUGAUGACGAUGACGAAGAGUAUCAUAUUGGUAGUUUUGCUCGAGAUCCGUCGAAUCGAAGUCUUCGUUCUUCCCGUCGUCAUAGCUCCACUCACAGACAACGUUCGACGCGGAGUUUGCAAGACCUCGAAGAAGCAUUGGAUGUCCAUCCCCUGUCAGAUUCCAAAGUGCCCAGGGAAGUUUCCGAGAUGGAAACGAAUGCAAAGUCAAGGAUGCUGGGAUGGAUUGUCAUGUUGGUGGUUUUCAUUGUAGCCCUGGCGUUGACUGUGGGAUUAGCAGUUGGCCUGGCCGGUCGCACCAAUGUAGAGGAGACAUUCACACCUCCUCCUACAAGCGAAUACACAGGCAGCCCAAGCACCACUCCCAAGGAUGGUUUCAUUGUGUAUCCUCCCUUUGACGAGCAAGAUGUGGAAGUAGGGGUGCUCCGAGCAAUCAGAGAAGAUCACGAUAGUCCUCAUUACAAGGCUAACCGUUGGAUGCUAAAUGACCCUUACCUGGAUACAUAUCUACACUGGCGAAAGUUACAAAGAUUUGCAUUGGCUAUCCGGUAUUAUGCCUUUGGUGGGGACAACUGGUUCCGAAAUGAUCACUGGCUCAGCUAUGAUAUUGAUGAGUGUGAAUGGUUCUCCAAGCAUCCAGAGGAUGCUGAGUACCCCGUCUGCGAUGACAAUGGACAUUACCUGGUGAUCAACUUGACCAAAAACAAUCUUCAUGGCAUUGGAACCCGAGGCUUCUGGAUUAAGACUGUUCGUGUGUUGGAUAUAUCCCACAACCGACUGUAUGGGCCACAUCCCCCCACGCAGGGAGGUGGAGAUAUGGAAGUUUACGUUCUAUCCAACAAUAGCAUUUCUGGCAUGCUGACUUCAGAGGCAGGAUUUGGCGCUCUCAUGCUGCGGGUUGUCAAGUUUGACAGCAAUUUGUUUGAAGGAAACUUCCAAUUUCCCAGCUAUAUUGCUCCUCGUUUGGAGGUUCUCAACGCCACUGGCAACCGGUUUGGCCCCAUCCUUAGUCCCACACUGGGAGGCGUAGUGACUCUGCAGUACUUGGGUAUGGGGCACAAUGCAUUUGGAUCUACUAUUCCAACAGAGCUUGGUCUUCUUACAGGUUUGGAAGAGCUGGAUCUGUCCGGCAAUCCUGUGAAGGGAACCAUUCCAGAAAGUCUACAAUCCAUGGUUAAGUUGGUGCAAUUUGAUGUAUCUGAGACACGGAUAUCAGGCGAAGUCCCGGCGAGUUUUUGCCUUGGCGACACAGUUGUAGUAGCCAACUGUAGCAACCUAGACUGUUGCUGA